Molecule: messenger RNA, 1990 nt
Organism: Verticillium dahliae VdLs.17
Lineage: Eukaryota; Fungi; Ascomycota; Sordariomycetes; Glomerellales; Plectosphaerellaceae
Product: WD repeat-containing protein
Exons: 4
Coding region: 190-1260 (356 amino acids)
Cellular component (GO): catalytic step 2 spliceosome
Molecular function (GO): RNA binding; protein binding
Source: RefSeq, a predicted model, not a curated record
GCGGGUUUCGGUUUAGGACCGAAUACCCCAAGUUCUGCAUUUCGUACCUUCCAACGCGCGCGCUGUAUCAACAGUUCCCUGUCGGCACACCCCAAGCGUCCGACUGUCCACGAGCCCACGUACAGCACACGUUAAUCACUCGCUCGAAAUAACACUACGAAGUCAUCCGAUUUGACUGAUCAACUUCACAUGUCGGCCGAAAAGCGACCCGCCUCCGACGAGCCAGGCCCCGGGCAGGCGCUGGUUAAGAGACAAAAUGUUGGAACAUCUUCAAGAGCUCUAGCAAGGCUCAAUGCCUCUGGAAACGGCAGUGCUCUUGUUAAGACUGCUCCUCGAACCAGUGGGCUGCAAGCGCCGGUGAUGGAGCUGUCCGGCCAUUCUGGUGAGGUCUUCGCAGCCAAGUUUGAUCCUACUGGCAACUUCAUCGCUUCAGGAUCCAUGGACAGGAGUAUAUUGCUGUGGAGAACAUAUGGCGAUUGCGAGAAUUACGGUAUACUCAAAGGGCACAGCGGUGCCGUUCUAGACCUUCAGUGGUCGAGAGACUCGCGAAUUCUCUUUUCGGCCUCGGCCGACAUGCAUUUGGCCAGCUGGGAUCUUGACAAUGGCACACGGAUACGGCGCUAUGUCGGCCACGAGGAGGUCAUUAAUGCUAUGGACAUUAGCAGGCGAGGCGACGAGGUGCUCAUCAGUGGCAGCGAUGACGGUUCAAUCGGGCUCUGGGAUCCCCGAACCAAACAUGCGGCGGACUACAUACAAACUGAUUUUCCUGUGACGGCAGUCGCCAUAUCGGAGGCUGGCAACGAAAUCUAUUCUGGCGGUAUUGAUAACGACAUCAAGGUGUGGGACUUGCGAAAGAAAGCCGUUGUGUAUUCCAUGCUCGGCCAUCAAGACACCAUCACUUCAUUGAGGGUAUCCCCUGAUUCACAAUCGCUUCUGUCCUAUGCCAUGGAUUCCACUGCAAGAACGUGGGACAUCCGCCCCUUUGCACCAACAGAACGCCGCAUUCGGACGUUCGAUGGCGCCUCUAUGGGCUUAGAGAAGAACCUCGUUCGUGCAAGUUGGGACUCAGCUGGCAAACACGUGGCUGUGGGCUCUGGGGACGGCACCGUCACCAUCUGGUCCAACGACUCCGGGAAAUUGGCAUACAAGCUUCCUGGACACAAAGGCACUGUCAACUGCGCCGAAUUUGCACCAGGAUCUGAACCUAUUCUUCUCUCGGCGUCUUCUGAUCGCAAUAUGCUUCUGGGCGAGCUACGAUGAUUCACUUUACACUUGACCCACUGACACAUGGCAAACCACACAGAGCCUUUGAUGUACUGGAUCGGUGGUUUAUCCUGAAUUACAGUAGGAUUGCGGGGAGGCUCAACGCAGUAUGGCUACUGUCUCGCUGUCUUGAAGACGUCAAAUUACGCCCUGGUUACCGUCUCGGCUUCAAAUCCAGGCGAAAGUGGCCAUGUGCACUUGCGGUCCUCGGGACCUUCUUAGGCGAUGAAAGGGGCCUAGCCAGGGACAAAAAUAAAGGCAUGAGCCGUUCAGAAGCUCGGUUAUGGGAGGGAGACUAGUCACUCACCAUAUUCUGGUCGGUACACAUUUGGACACGCCGAAACGCUAUGUUUCUCGGAUGUCUCUAGGAUGCUGUAUGGCGGUUUCCGGGCGCCGCGCACAGGCGGGCGCCUGGCUGCAACUAGUACGCACUUGAGAAAUGAUGCUGGCUUUACUACAUCAGAUAGGUAGGUUGUUCAAAGACAAUAACAUGGCCGCCCUUAUUGGUUGAUCCUUCAUCGUGCCAGUAGCCCACCACAGCCUUUCAUCUGUAGGUUAUGCACGGGUCUCACCAAUGUUUAAUUAUAGCCGGUUCUGUCAUUGAUGUGCUGUGUUUGGAUGGGAGUAGGUUUAUAAAUGAACAGGUCGCGACCCAUUGCUUUACAUUGGAUUUCAUAAGCUGCUACCGACAUUUAGAAUAGUAAACGAUAUUGGCUUGAAUUUCUUG